Messenger RNA from Cloeon dipterum, 1358 nucleotides. RefSeq lists its product as uncharacterized. Lineage: Eukaryota; Metazoa; Arthropoda; Insecta; Ephemeroptera; Baetidae. The transcript has 4 exons. Gene Ontology annotation, molecular function: nucleic acid binding; zinc ion binding. The record is from RefSeq and is a predicted model, not a curated record. The coding region runs from base 198 to 1358 and encodes 386 amino acids.
ACUUUUGUACUUUUCCCGCACGGAGUGGGAGAGUGCGUAAGGGAGCAUGCGUGAGGCAUUAAUAAAGUUAGUAAGGAGUGAGUGAACAAGCAAAGUGCCUGCGUUUGAUUGCUACUCCUGUACCUACAAUUAGAUACAGUUACAAUUACAAAAUAUUGGAACUACAAGUACAACUACAACUUACCAAUUAGUGCUAGAUGAGCGCGAUUGUGACUCGCAGCAAGUCUAAAGAAGGCCCACAAGAAUCGGGAUCUGUGCAAGAACAACAGAAAGAAGAAAAAAGCGGCGAUGGAAACAGCGACGACACCUCUGUAAUUGCAGCAAUUCAAGAAACACAACAGGGGCCGUUGUCGUUCGAGGAGCAUUGUGACCGCUGGCUAAUAUAUUUUGAGGACGCAAAUGUUACUGAUGCGACGAAACAACGCAACCAGUACUUGAAUUAUCAAGACGACAAAAUGUACGGGGUCAUUAGUACCCUGUGCCUGCCGAAGAAGCAAGUCGAGCCGUCCAGCCUGGUAUAUCAGGAUAAAUUCAACAGCCGUGUGCAGAAGGAAAACGAAUCGGCAUCUGAAUUCCUGGCGGACCUUCAGAAAAUAGCAAGCAAGUGCAAGUACACGAAUGCCAAGGAACAAAUUCGUUCCAGACUUAUUUCUGGUAUGCGGUCUGAGAAGCUCAAGGAGAUUCUUCUAGCCGAAAAGGAAGAAAAAUUGACCUUGGAAUAUGUAACACAGAAAUUACUCGCUCAUGAACGUGCAGAAGCGGCAACAAAAGCGUUAAGCAUGCCAAGUGAAGCAGAGCAAGCAGCAGCAGCACUAAACCGUUUGCGAAUAUCACCGAAACAGAAAUUAUUCCCCCAGAAAGUCAAGCAGCAGCAAGAGAUGCAGCGACAAGUUACAAAUACGCAUACAAGAGUGCAGCAAACAAAUUCUACAUUCCAGAUACAAUGCUACUGCUGUGGUAAGCCAGGUCAUAAAUUCCACCAAUGCCAAGUCAGACAGAUUGCGUAUUGCAAGAAUUGCCAAACAAAAGGGUCUCACUUUACGAGAGCUUGCAAAAAGAAGGUUUCCCAAGCCAAUUUUGUUGAAGUCGUCCAAGAUGCUGAGGACGAAGAUGCAGAAGACGAUGAGGCGGUGCAGCAAGAAGAAGCAGUGGUGAAUUACCUACUAAAAGUACAGUAUAAUGCAAAAGGGAAACAGAAGGCGUUACACCUAGACAUACCAUGGAAUGGGAAAAAGCUAAGAAUGGAAGUUGACACAGGGGCGACGUUCUCCCUAAUUGGUUACAGUACAUGGCUCCAGUAUAAAAGUAGCACAAUGGAGCAUUCUUCGAGUGGCUUUAUUGUUAAACUAGCUGCGUGA